Rhodofomes roseus is the source of this 2616-nucleotide messenger RNA. RefSeq lists its product as uncharacterized. The record is from RefSeq and is a predicted model, not a curated record. Lineage: Eukaryota; Fungi; Basidiomycota; Agaricomycetes; Polyporales; Fomitopsidaceae. The transcript has 3 exons. Bases 1 to 2616 code for a protein of 871 amino acids. Gene Ontology annotation, molecular function: protein binding.
AUGGACUCGCCAUAUCCCCCUACGCCCUACCGCCGCUCGCGCAAGAGCCAUGCCAGCAACCCGAGUUGGAUUUCAAACUCGAUCAUGCAGCCAAGCGCGCACCCCUGGCCGGGCAACUCUUCGAGGCCACUCCCCCAGCCCACGCAUUCCAGAGGGUUGUCUGCCAGUUCGCAGUGGCAGUCUGAACGCCUGAACGACUACGCGUCGGAGUCGGCUGCACCUGAGAGGGACGAGACGGGCGGUGACCUGGAGGCGCAGCUGGGCGAGGACGAGGCCAUGGGCCAGGCUAUGGACGGAGGCGAGGGCGAGGGUGAAGGCGAGGUUGAAGGCGAGGACGAGGAGUGGGGCACGCCGGAAAGCACGGACCACAUAACUGUUCCGGAGGGUGCUAUACCCGCAGCAGACCAUUCUCCUCAGAGAGGGAGGGCCAGAGCCUUUGUCGGCGGGUUUGUCACCGGGCUGAGGAACCUACCUCGACUCAUGGUGAAGACCGAGCGCAGGGCGCUCAGGAAAGGGGCCCCGGAGCUGUACGCAGCCCAGGAUCCAGAGGCACUACCUGCGUAUGAUGACCCCAGCCAGCCCGUGCCUGGCCCGUCUAAUGUGCACUACGUUCAAGCAAUGGAGAUGCCGAGCGAGCAUGUGGCGUCCUCGCAGAUGUCCUAUGCUGUCGGCGACAGCCAGGACCGACCAGUACAAAUUCUCCCUGAAUAUCGCAACGAGGAACCACCCCCGCAGAACUCGGCUACGCGUCCUCCCCUUGGUCUUUCGUCGCCAGCUGUCGGCACGCCCGUGCUCGUUGAGCCCCGCCCGACGAGGGACUACGCGAAGAUGGAGUCACCGAUACGCACCGCACCCCCAGACGACUCGUUCAGCGCGCACAUCACGCGCAUCCACAACUUCAUCGUCGAGUUAAAGAACCUCCCGUGGGUCUCGUCGCGCGUCACCGUCGACUACUUCCCGGAGAAGUCAGGGCGUGCCCGCGACCCUAAGAUCAAACCCGGAUCAUGGUACUCGACCCCCCAACACCACGAAAUCGACCUGUUGGCCACCCCCGCCGCGGCCAAGGCCGAGGUGCCUCGCAGCGACGAUGGUCAAGCAGUUGUGCGUCCUGUGCGUACGGCGACCAUGACCUCCUGCAGCAGCAGUCCUGUCCCUUCUGCGUUUAGGCAAUACGCUGCCAGCUUGGCUAGCCAGGGCCUUUCGUCUCCUGUCACUUCGCUGCGGAGCCACAGACGGCGAUCAUCAUAUCGUAGCUAUCAUCACCGCAGCUCCCACUCUGGGUAUCAAUUGCCACAUAUGUCCCAACUCGGUAACAUACAGCUUGCGCAGAAUGGCUUAGGUGUCACCGUGGAUGCGCAAGGCAACCAAAUGAUCAUGGUCCCUGUCGCGUCGAUCCCGUCUAUGCCGUCUAUGCCAUCGCCACCGCCUGCGUCCCAUUCUCCUUCACAUCCGCCGACUCAUGUGUUUUACCCCAGUAUGUCUUCUCCGUCCAAUCCGGGGGAUUACAGCAAACUGUCUCUCUGCAAGAUGGACGCGUUGACAGCCCGGGCCGCAAAUCUGGCAGACGAGCUCAUCAGAUCCGACUUUUGGUUCAACGAUGGGAACAUCAUCCUCGUAGUACGCGGCAUCGCAUUCAAGGUUCACCGUGGUCAGCUGGAACGUCAUUCUGAGAUCUUUCGUGAUCUCUUCUCGAUGCCUCAACCACCGGAUCAGGUGCUCCUCGAUGGCUGCCAGUGGCUGGAACUCUACGAUUCGCCUUCCGACGUCCUGCACUUGCUAUCUGCACUUUACGACGGACUAUACAUCACCAAGCCUUGCGCUAUCAAGUUCGAUGUCAUCUCAGGUGUCCUGCGGCUGUCGAACAAGUAUCUCAUUGACCACCUCCGCAUUCGCUGUCUUCAAUGGCUUCGUGCCGACUGGCCCUCCUCCCUGGAAGGCUGGGACCGUAGGGAACUACAGGCGACCGACGACAACAAACGCUACGCCCCGCGCGAGUCGUAUCCGCACCCUAUCCGCAUUAUCAAUCUGGCACGCGAGCUCGCUCUCGAUGAUCUGCUACCAUCCGCUUUGUAUGACCUCUCUCGCUACGGUCCGCGCAAGAUCGCUGCUGGGACUACGACAGUCCCCUGUCCUGCGCCCACGAGUGCUUCUGUGGCAUCCAACGCACUGGACGAGCGGAUCUGCCUCUCGCCGCAGGAAUUAUACACGGCAUUGCUCGGACGCGAAUGCGGCCAGCGUUACAUUGCGAGUUUCAUCGAAAAGGAACUCAGCGGUCGGCCGGUGUCCCCCACGUGCAUCAACAGACAUCGCGACAACGGACGCCCCUGCCGCGAAUCGUUCUACUUCAUCAUGCUCAAUAUCCUGCGCUCCGUAGGAGGCAUAUCCGCAGGGCGUGACGCCGAUCCGCUUUUCACGCUCGUGCAGGCGAUAGAGAUGCUCAGCCGCAAGGACUUCACGGACGGGGAGAAGCAGUGCGGCUUGCAGAUUUGCGAAGCGUGCAAAAUCGACUUUGCACAGUCUGCUGCGAAGGCGAGACAGGACGUCUGGGCCCAGUUGCCUUCCUGGUUUGGUUUUGGGACUCAUGCCACGGCGCCCAUCGUAUCAAAAACCUGCUAG